Molecule: messenger RNA, 982 nt
Organism: Lactuca saligna
Lineage: Eukaryota; Viridiplantae; Streptophyta; Magnoliopsida; Asterales; Asteraceae
Source: the annotation of a GenBank genome assembly
AUGGCAUUCCUCACUCAUUUCCCUGUUGCUCCGAUUCAUCAUCACUCGUCUUCUCUCUUCACCAGAUUCUUCCUUACUCCUAAACCCAAAACCCUCUUAAUUUUCGCUACACUUUCUCCGUCUCACUUCUCUUCAACAUCCACAAUAAUACCCUCUUCUUCUUCUUCUUCUUCUUCUUCUUCUUCUUCUUCUUCUUCUCUCGAAACCUUUCAAGAAAUUUCACUUCCAGAAGAAACCCCCUUACAGAUUGCCCAAGAGAAGCUUUUUAUUCCUCCAGACACCGAAAUAUCUUCCGAAAAAUCUCCCAGAAUCUUGAGAGGUUCCAACAUUGUCCUCAGCAAAUAUGCUAGAGAUGCUCAGAUAGUUUCAGCCGAAUUCGUGAAGAGCAGUGUUGAAACUGAUGCGUGUCCGUCUGAUGGGUCGCCGGAGUUUGCCCUCGUUGGGCGUUCGAAUGUUGGGAAAUCAUCUUUGCUUAAUUCUAUUGUUAAGAGGAAAAAGCUCGCGCUUACUUCAAAGAAGCCAGGGAAAACACAAUGCAUCAACCACUUUCGAAUUAAUGACAGUUGGUACUUGGUGGAUUUGCCUGGAUACGGAUAUGCAUCUGCACCACAUGAACUUAAACAAGAUUGGAACAAGUUCACAAAAGACUAUUUUUUAAACCGGUCAACACUGGUGUCAGUCUUCCUUCUCAUCGAUGCCAGCAUUCCUGCCAAAAAGAUUGACCUAGAAUAUGCAAGUUGGCUGGGUCAGAAUCAGGUGCCAAUGACAAUAGUAUUUACAAAAUGUGACAAGAGGAAAAAGAAAAAGAAUGGUGGAAAGCAUCCGGAAGAAAACGUGCAAGAUUUUCAAGAGUUGAUUAGCAAAUACUUUGAUUCAGUGCCACCUUGGAUUAUGACCAGCAGUCUUACAAAUCAAGGUCGGGAUGAGAUUUUGUUGCACAUGUCUCAGCUUAGAAACUACUGGCUCAAUCAUUAGAUUACAU